Molecule: messenger RNA, 726 nt
Organism: Rhodotorula graminis WP1
Lineage: Eukaryota; Fungi; Basidiomycota; Microbotryomycetes; Sporidiobolales; Sporidiobolaceae
Exons: 7
Coding region: 1-726 (241 amino acids)
Biological process (GO): protein transport
Source: RefSeq, a predicted model, not a curated record
AUGCCCUCCGCCGUCGCCGCCUGGAACCCGGCCCGCGCCAAGAUCCAGCUCCGCCUCGCGAUCCAGCGCGUGCGCCUCCUCGCGCAGAAGCGCACCCAGCUCGCCAAGUCGACCCGCCGCGAGGUGGCCGCGCUCGUCGAGAAGGGCAAGCUCGAGUCGGCCAAGAUCAAGGUCGAGGGCUUGCUCAGCGAGGACCUCUACGUCGAGCUCCUCGAGGUGCUCGAGCUGUACUGCGAGCUCCUCCUCGCGCGCUUUGGGCUCCUCGAGACGGUCAAGAGGCGGCCGCCGGCAUCAUCCACGCUGCACCGAGGUGCAACGGAGCUCAAGGAGCUGCACGUCCUGCGCGAGAUGCUCAUGUCCAAGGGCGGGCGCGACUUUGCCAUCGCCUGCAUCGACAACCUCGACGACAUUGUGACGUCGAAGCUCAAGGUCGACACGCCCGCGCCAGAGCUCGUCGAGCUGUACCUUUACGAAAUCGCGCGGGCAUACGCGGUCGACUGGCGACCCGAGGGCUACCCCGACCCGAAUGCGCCGCCGCCGCUUGAGCAGCCUGCAGCCAAGGACGCGACCGUCGUGCGCACCAACCUGCCCCCUGCCGCCGCGAGCGCCGUUGCGCCCGCUGCACCGGCGACGACGGCGCCGCCGCCGCCUCCUGCUGCGCCGGCGAGGGAGGAGGACGCGUUCGAGGCGCUGCAGAAACGGUUCGCCGAGCUCAAGCGGCGGUGA